AUGUCCCUAUAUGCUGUCUGGGAAAUCGUAGACAUACAGGGGCAACAAACUCUCUCAUGUCUGCCUGGCGCACCCGGUUAGCGGAGUGCGCUGCAAUCAUUGCCAUCUUCGCUUUCGUUAGGAAGAACGCCGCGUCUCCGUUGCCACUCUCAUCUGCUGCCGCUUCUAGGACGCUGAAGUGAGGCGACAGCUCAGCAUAAGCAGGUGAAGCACGGCGCUCGGGCCCCGUGUUGUCAUCGCCACUGCCCUCCUCUUCGCCCUCCUCCUCGCCGCCUGUUGUCACGUGCAUUCCAGCCAGCAUCGCAUGCUGUGGAUGUUGUUGCGCUUCACGAAGUUCUUUGCCCAUUUUUCGCCGGCCUUGAAGUCCUUGACCCUCGCCCUUACUGCUGCAGAAGUUGCGGUGUCAGCCAGCAGGGUUGUCCUGGCGGAACGGCCGAAGCUUCGAAGGACAUCGCGUGUGACGGGCAUCUUGGCCUUCCGGGCUUUGGCGAGCAGAUAAAGAGCUAUCGCAUCCACCUGCCGCCAAGAAGCGAGUAAACAAGCAGAAGGUCUUAUCAUUAGUUUCGAACAUUAACAU
This is a messenger RNA of Ectocarpus sp. CCAP 1310/34, 577 nucleotides long. The record is from the annotation of a GenBank genome assembly. NCBI's taxonomy places the organism in Eukaryota, Phaeophyceae, Ectocarpales, Ectocarpaceae.